CCACUGGGUGGAGCAGAGGCUUAAAAGAGAAGCUGGAAUGUGGUUACUGGCAGUGUUUUCCUGCAGACUAGUGUGUCAUACUAUCCUAUCAAAGCAAACACUAGUCAAAGGAGAAGAAGCCAGAGAAGAGAACAUCUGCCACUUCUACAAUAAGAUCAUUAGCAUAUACCAUAAGAAUACACAAGCAGCUGUACGGUGUAAAUUGUGAACAUCUGGGAACAUGGAGGAAGAUGCAAUUCAAAUAGAGAAGAACAACGAAGAGUUUCAGAAGAGUGGUGAUCAUGAGAGCCAGGAGUUGGUGGUGCCCAGCCACAGCCCUGCAGAGUCGCCCAGCUCCAGCCCUACACCCCAGCAACUAGUGGCAGACUCCAUCAAAGACAGUAACCAAGUGAACGCCAUCACAGUCCUCACUCUGCUGGAUAAACUGGUGAACAUGCUGGAUUCAGUGCAAGAAAACCAGAACAAAAUGGAAAAGAGGCAGAUUGACAUAGAAAACUCUGUAAAGGGUAUUCAAAAUGAUAUCACCAAACUAUCAAAAAGUCACACAUCUACCAGCAACACUGUCAGUAAACUUCUGGAGAAAUCUCGCAAAGUCAGCACCAACAUGAGAGAAGUCAAGGAUCGUAUGGAUAAGCAAACGGUGCAGGUGAAGAAGCUGGAGACCAAUCACAAUCAGCUCUUGAGGAGGAACAAUUUCAAAGUCUUGAUCUUUCAGGAAGAAAAUGAAAUCCCUUCAAGCGUCUUUGUGAAAGAACCAACACCUGUUCCUAGUAUAACAGAAGGUCCAGAAGAAUCCAUUGACCCUAACAAGUCUCAGGAGGAGACCAUGCAUACAAUUGACCUUUCUUCAGAUGAUGAAAUUAAUCAUGAGGAUGAUGGCCAUGAUGACAGUUUGGAUGAAAAAUUAGAGCCAAGCAGAGCUGAGAAAAUGAAAAGAUCCAGUCUGAAGAAAGUAGACAGCCUGAAGAAAGCAUUUUCACGUCAAAAUAUUGAAAAGAAAAUGAAUAAGAUUAGCACUAAAAUUGUGUCACCAGAAAGAAGGGAAAAAAUUAAAAAGUCUUUUACUCCAUCGCAAAACAAAUCCUCAAAAGGGUCAUCAUUCAAAGUUCCAAUAGGUUUUAGCGUGAAGAAAGUCAAUGAAGAAGAAAUUCCUAUGCAGGCUGAGGUGACGUCCCCAAGUCAAUCUGAAGAAGAAAAAGCUGUGAAUGGUCAGGAUGUUAGCCCAGAGGAUCAGAAGCCUGCUGAGGUACCUACAAAUGAGGAAGUGAAACCAAUUGAAGUCUCAAUAGAUAAAGAGCCUGAAAAAGAAGAUGAAGAUGUGAGAAAAAACAUUGAGUUGUCCAUUGUUGAAGAUGAGGAAGAGCAUGAUUUAAACUUUGAAAAUGAGAAUCCAUUUAGCUCUGAGUACAAGCCAAAGCCCGGGGAAUUAGAAGACGAAUAUGAAACCCCUACACAGUCAACUGCUCUACAAAUAGACCAAACUGCAUAAAAGUUGCUUCAGAAUAAGCAGUCAACUGUUUAUAAAUGAUGUGUUACACAAAAAUAUGAUACAUAUACAUGGUAAUUUGCUAAUAUGAUGUUACUAUGUCAUAAUACUGUAGAUGAGUUCUGUGUGGAGCGAUAUGUUUAAGGAAGCUGUCUAUUAAUAUAUAGAAUAAGGAUCAGCUAAAAGUUAUUGCUUUUUAAAAACAUAAAAAGUUAUUCCUUUUAAACGGCAUUGGAAAUCUAGAUAAUAACACAAUUAUUAUGAUAAACUAUCCAACAAUCUAUGUCUGUCUAUUUAUCUAAUAUCUAUCUUUCUAGCUAUUCUAUGAACAUGAACCCCACACCAUUAGUUGUCGUUUAAAGGUUGUCAUUAUUUUGUUACUGAAUUAUUGUUAACAUGCGUCAGAGGGCUUUAAGGAUAAGGUCACACAUAAUGGAUUUGCAGUGUAUUUUAUGCUGCGGAUCUGCCGUUGACCUGACUUAUUUUGUGCCUACAGCUGUUGUUGAAACACCCCCCCUUCCCUCGCCAUGCCCCUGGCCUGCUUGCAGACACAAUCCGCCUCUACGAGCAGUCAAACAGGGGGCCUGUGAGUCUCCAAGUCCACUUUGACAUUGCGGAGCAGCCUGCGCAUGUUCAGUGCACUCAGACAUUGCGACUGCUCCGCGAUGUCUGAGUAGGCUCGGCGACUCGCAGGCCCGUGUGGCUGUCCAUAGCGGCUGAUUGCCGCUGCAAGCAUGCCGGGGCGCAGUGAGGCGGGGAUAGGGGGUGGCAACAGCUGGAGGCACAAAAUGGGUCAGGUCAUUAAAAAAAAAAUUGUGCGUGUGUGUGUGUAUAUAUAUAUAUAUAUAUAUAUAUAUAUAUAUAUAUAUAUAUAUAUAUAUAAAUAUAUAUCUUGGUGACCUAAUACUUUAUCUACAGAUUAAGAUUACUUAAAACCAGUCUCAAUUGCAUGCUGAUCUGACUUAUUUCAUUAGAAUAUAUGGGACCAAUCUUCUGGGAAAUAUGAUUUUUUCAUAAAGAUAACGGAAUUAAUUAAUGUGUCCUACCAUUACAAUUUAAUACUAACAUAGUCCUUAUGUGAAAUAUAAACUUAUACAUUGAAUUAAAUACAAAUACACAUUGUAUAUUGUAUAGCUCUUAUGGUCCAAGUUUUUCUAUAUACUGUAUUGUCGACUUCUUUUCUUAUUGAAUUCUAAGGCAAUUUAACCUUAAAGGGGCACUCCGGUGGAAAACUUUUUUUUUUUCCUUUAAAUGAACUGGUGCCAGAAAGUUAAACAGAUUUGUAAAUUACUUCUAUUAAAAAAAUCUUAAUCCUUUCAGUACUUUUUAGCAGUUGUAUGCUACAGUGGAAAAUCUUUAUUUUUUUAAUUUCUUUUUUGUGUUGUUCACAGUGCUCUCUGCUGACACCUGAUCUCUGUAUCAGGAACUGUUCAGAGCAGGAGAAAAUCCCCAUAGCAAACCUAUGCUGCUCUGGACAGUUGCUGACACAGACAGAGGUGUCAGCAGAGAGCACUGUGGACAACACAAAAAAGAAUUUCAAAAAGUAAAGAAUUUUCU
Messenger RNA from Hyla sarda, 3043 nucleotides. RefSeq names its product caveolae associated protein 2 (gene CAVIN2). The record is from RefSeq and is a predicted model, not a curated record. The coding region runs from base 221 to 1489 and encodes 422 amino acids. Gene Ontology annotation, molecular function: protein kinase C binding. NCBI's taxonomy places the organism in Eukaryota, Metazoa, Chordata, Amphibia, Anura, Hylidae. Gene Ontology annotation, cellular component: caveola; cytoplasm. The transcript has 2 exons.